GGCCAGAGAUUAAGAGAGAGACAGAGACAGAGACAGAAAUGGGGCUCUGAUAGCGAAUGCCAUCAGCAUCUGUUAUUUACUCUCGCUACAGCCAAAGUCAGAGAUUAGUCUUCUCCUUCUCUCUCUAAAAAUUCUCUCUCUAAAGAUCUUAGAUCUCUCUCUUCUUUUUGAUCUCUUUUUUCCCUGAACGUCUCCCCACACUUUCCCGAGAAAAUACUAGAGAUCAUUAUUAUUAUUUUUUCUCGUCGGCGAAGAAGGAUAUGUCGGACGCUUUGAUCAAUGGGCUCGCCGGAGCUGGCGGAGGGAUUAUCGCUCAGCUCAUCACAUAUCCUCUUCAAACCGUGAAUACUCGUCAACAGACGGAGCGUGAUCUCAAGAAGGAGAAGAGGAAGCUAGGAACUAUUGAACAAAUGUGUCAGGUUGUAAAACACGAAGGAUGGGGACGAUUAUACGGAGGUUUAACGCCGUCGUUAGCAGGCACGGCUGCUUCUCAGGGUGUUUAUUAUUAUUUCUAUCAAAUAUUCAGGAACAAGGCUGAAGCUGCUGCACUCGAGCAAAUGAAGGUAGGAAAUGGUGAUGGAUCAGUUGGGAUGGUCUCAUCUCUUGUGGUGGCUGCAUUAUCUGGGUGUGUGAAUGUGCUGUUGACAAAUCCUAUAUGGGUAGUUGUUACGCGCAUGCAGACUCACACAAAAAUCGCAAAGAAGUCCCAGCCUGGUCAGAUGCAGUCAAUUACUCCAGGUGAAGCAAUUCUUACUGCAGCUGAGCCACCUCCCUACGGGACUGUCCAUGCGGUUCAGGAAGUUUAUGAUGAAGCUGGAGUUUCGGGUUUCUGGAAAGGUUUACUCCCAACGUUGAUCAUGGUGAGUAAUCCUUCCAUACAGUUCAUGCUGUAUGAAACCAUGUUGAAGAAGCUGAAGAAAAGACGCGCUUCGAGUAAGCAGGGUAGCAACGGGAUUACUGCUUUGGAGAUAUUUCUCCUCGGUGCCCUGGCGAAAUUAGGAGCUACCAUUGUAACGUAUCCUCUUCUAGUUGUGAAGUCGAGGCUUCAAGCGAAACAGGUCACAACUGGUGAUAAAAGGCAUCAUUAUAAAGGCACAUUGGACGCCAUUUUAAAGAUGAUCCGAUACGAAGGCUUCAACAGGUUUUACAAAGGGAUGAGCACCAAAAUUGUGCAAAGCGUACUUGCUGCCGCUGUUCUGUUCAUGGUUAAGGAAGAACUUGUUAGGGGAGCUCGGUUCUUGCUUACCAGUAGCGCCACUAAGAAAGUGAAAUCAAAAUCAUAGCCUCUGUCUCCCUUUUAUUAAUAAUAAUAGUAAUAAUAAUAAAUUUUUUUUUUGUUUAAUUUUACUCGUAAGCUUAGCAAGCCAUUUUAUUAUCAAAUGUUUAUUCAUAUGAUUUAUGCCAGUGUUGGCAUACUCUUGCCCUGGAAAUAAAAGGAUGCAAGAGGGAUGAUUGAAAAUGAUGAUUGUAU
Messenger RNA from Morus notabilis, 1471 nucleotides. Its product is annotated as peroxisomal nicotinamide adenine dinucleotide carrier. Gene Ontology annotation, biological process: nucleotide transport; transmembrane transport. NCBI's taxonomy places the organism in Eukaryota, Viridiplantae, Streptophyta, Magnoliopsida, Rosales, Moraceae. The record is from RefSeq and is a predicted model, not a curated record. The coding region runs from base 261 to 1283 and encodes 340 amino acids. The transcript is spliced from 11 exons.